CUGACGGCGCUCUCGCGGCCAGUUGGGGCCUUGGAGAGGACGACGAAGAUGCCGCCAUUGUUGAGUUGGAGCAAAGUUUUGCGUUGAAUUAUUGGCAUACCACUGACGAAACCAAACGGCAAAAAGACAAAAAUAAAGAUAAAGAAAUGGAAAUGGAAAAAACAAAAGAACUGGGAAAAAAUAAAGAAAUAGAACUGGAAACUCACAACAGCGUUAGCGUUUCCCAGCGUUCAAAUCUGGUGAUGGAAACAUCGGCAUUCGAUCGAUUCUACCCAAAUGAAACGUCAUCGGUCUUCUCACACUUCAGCGGCAUUGAAUGUUUUAAAAUGCCACAAAUACCAGUGGGCAAACGUUCCUUCGAAUGCAGUGUUGUCUCUAUUGUUACGCCGACAAUUGUACAAAUUCUACCACAUCUCACCGAAUUCGAAUAUCGCGAACUGGAACUGCAGAGACGCAUCAAACAUUUGGUGAAGUCCGCACCAAUGCUCACCGAAUACGAACCGCGCACCAUUUGCCUAUCACAAUACCAGAAGGACAAGAAAUGGUAUCGCGCACUAAUACGCUCCCACAAUCCCGUCGCCAAGCAAGUGGAUGUGCUGUUCGUUGAUUACUUGAACACGGCAUCGGUGUCGAUUACACAACUCAAACAAUGUCCGCUCGAAUUAAUCAGUUGGCCAUUGCGCACAAUACGCGCCCGCCUCCACGGUCUGGUACCGAAUCCGCGCCUGCGUGAAAAAGACAUACGUCAAGCCCUGCAGAAUAUUGUACUCAAGCGCACAUUGGUCGCGCGCAUUGUCAAAGAGCCGAAGCGCCUUGACAACUCGACAGCUAUAAGUGCCAUGACUGGUUCGGGCCCCUAUCAGCACAACGUGGAUGACAUCAUGGAGGUGCAUUUGUACGAUCCCGACAUUUAUGCACGUAAACAGAGGGACGCUCGCAUCUAUCAACCACUUAUACAGGAUAGUUUCUAUUCUUAUAAAAAAGUUUAGAAAAAUAUAUGCAAAAUUGAAUUGCAGACUUAAUUACAUUUUACCCUACUAUGGGUAUGGGGCAUAAAGAUACCCGUAUAUUGACGUUUAUAAAUGAAUUCGCUUAUUAUUUCAUUAUUUUAUACUAUAAAUUUCAUGAUUUUCUUUAUUAUUCAUAAUGUUCGGUUUGUUGCACGGGAAAUGAAAGGUGUGAAUUAUUAAACAUUCCCAAAAUAUUUGUUAUAUUUUAUUCUCUCUGAAUAUGAGGCACAUUUGCAUUUUUCAUUAUACAUUUAUUUUUAUUGAUACAGAAAUAAAAAAAGUUUGAAUAUUUGACAUAAUAUAUAUAU
Bactrocera dorsalis (oriental fruit fly) is the source of this 1318-nucleotide messenger RNA. Its product is annotated as tudor domain-containing protein 15-like. The coding region runs from base 147 to 989 and encodes 280 amino acids. The record is from RefSeq and is a predicted model, not a curated record. The transcript is spliced from 3 exons. NCBI's taxonomy places the organism in Eukaryota, Metazoa, Arthropoda, Insecta, Diptera, Tephritidae.